Molecule: messenger RNA, 1473 nt
Organism: Penaeus monodon (black tiger shrimp)
Lineage: Eukaryota; Metazoa; Arthropoda; Malacostraca; Decapoda; Penaeidae
Exons: 9
Coding region: 1-1473 (490 amino acids)
Source: RefSeq, a predicted model, not a curated record
AUGCCACCAACAACAGAACCACCAACAUCUUUCCCUCCAACAACAGAACUGCCAACAACUGUGCCACCAACCACUGCUGUGACACUAAUCAGCACAGUGCCACCAAACACAGAAUCGCAAACCGCCGACAACUGUGUCACCAACAACAGAACAGCGACAAAUGUAACAACAGAACAGCCGACAACUGUGCCACCAACCACCCACAGUGCUCCAACUAACACAGAACGCCGACAACUGUGCCACCAACCACCACAGUGCCCCAACACAACGCCACAACUCACAGUGCCUCACAACAACAGAACAGCCGACAACUGUGCCACCAACCACCACAGUGCCCCAACAACAGAAACAGCCGACAACUGGCCACCAACCACCAAAGUGCCACCCAACAGAAAAGCCCACAACGACCAGCCACAACUUGCCACCAACAACCAGCCGACAACUGUGCCCCCCAAACGACAACGACACCGCCGACCAACACUGCCACCCACAACGAAAGCCCAUUGCCACCACACAGAACCGGGCCCACCAACUGUGCCACCAACCACCACAAAUCGCCGACAACUCUGUGCCACCAACCACCACAGGGCACAACCACCACUGAACAACAACAGAACCGCCGACAAACUGUGCCACCAACUACACAGCCUCAACAUCAGACCCGCCACAACAGAACCGCCGACAACUGUGCCACCAACUAACACAGAGCCUUCAACAACAGAAUCACGUCAAAAUAUGCACCAACCAGCACAUACAGGGCCACCAACACACAUCACCAUCAAUUGUGAAUCAACACACGUGCACCAAAAACAGAAUCCGAUGUGCAAAACCAGCACAGUGCCACCAACAGAAUCGCCAUCAACUCCAGGAAACAAACAUCUGUUCAACCAGAACUACACAAAAUACUUUAAUCAGAACUGCACAAAGAAAAGACAUUACUUCAAGAAUUGGAAAGACUCGAGAACCAGAUUGCUGCCUCCAACCACUCUCACAGCUCUUCAAAAGACCAAUCAAGCCCUGCAACGAGUCAUUGAAGCAUCGAGCAAGCCUGAUCUGCUUCUUACAAUGAUCGAUGAUCUCUCCACCAAGCUGGCCAACCUCACAACCGACCAAAUCACUUGCUUCAAUCAACUCUUUGAGAAUUUCGCUACACUCAUAGAGAAUGGAACCUUUGUCAUCGAUUCCAGUGUAUUAGAUAACAUCACGUCCGCGGUAGAAGCAGCAAGCAGCGUCGUGGGAGACCAAGUCCAGUCGGUUCAGUUGCUCGUCAAUAUUUUGCAAGAGCAAAAACAAAAUAAAACGGAUGAGCUUGACCAAGUGGAGAGCCAACUAGCAGCAACAACAGUUCACCAACGACCUCUGAGAACCAACACCACAGUUAACCAACAAACCACGUUCACAAGACCUCCUGAGCACCAACGACCACUGAAACCAACAACCACAUGUACCAACACCCGAGCAAACAACCACUGA